AUGUAUAAACUCAUUGUUUUAUUAUUUGUUUUGCAUAUAACCUAUCCAAAGAGUGCUAUAUCGAUACCAGAAUCAGUGUACACAAUAAUUCCCGCACAAUCCGACAGAUCGAAUAUUUGUUGCGAUGCGCAAAUCAUGAUCGAAUCUAUUGAAGAUAGUCGAUGUCCGCUGAAUGUACAAUGUAUUUGGGCUGGACAAGCGAAAGUACAAAUAGCUGUUUCAAAAGCAGAAAUGUCAAGUACUGCUGAGUUAGUUAUCGGUGCAAAUCCUCAAAAUAAUGCUAUUGUGACUGUUGGUACUAAUCAAUAUAGUAUUACUCUUGAGAAAGUCAUUCCAUACCAUGGUGAUGGACAGACUGGUGAACAAAAGGAAGCUGUUCUUCAAGUUGAAUGUUUAUAA
Messenger RNA from Adineta ricciae, 399 nucleotides. The record is from the annotation of a GenBank genome assembly. Lineage: Eukaryota; Metazoa; Rotifera; Eurotatoria; Adinetida; Adinetidae.